Hydatigera taeniaeformis is the source of this 945-nucleotide messenger RNA. The record is from the annotation of a GenBank genome assembly. Lineage: Eukaryota; Metazoa; Platyhelminthes; Cestoda; Cyclophyllidea; Taeniidae.
UACAUGAAGAAGGAGAAACCCAAUAAACACCUUAUUUUCGUGAUUAACAAGGUAGAUCUCGUACCUGUUUGGAUUACGAAACGUUGGAAAACCAUACUCUCUGCAGAGUAUCCAACUCUCGUGUUUUACGCCAACCUGACAAAGCCUCUGGGUAAAACUGCUCUGAUGAGUCUCUUACGCCAACUGGCUGGUCUUCAUGCUAAAGAUCGUCACCAAAUCAGUGUGGGUGUCAUCGGUUAUCCGAAUGUUGGGAAAUCGAGUAUUAUAAAUGCUAUGCGCUCAAAGAAGGUAUGCAAGGUGGCGCCUUUGGCUGGUGAGACCAAGGUGUGGCAAUACGUGACCCUGCUCAAAUCAAUCUAUCUCAUUGAUUGUCCUGGCGUUGUUUACCCUGAAGGAGAUACGGAAGCCGAGAUGGUCAUGAAGGGUGUGGUGCGAGUGGAGUAUUUGCAGCAGCCGGAGAUGUACAUCCCUGAGGUGUUGGAAAGGGUGAAACCGGAUUAUGUGCAGCAGCGGUACGGACUUCCGAUGUUUGAUCCCACCUGCCACCCCCUCUCCGUCGAGUCGAUGGGCCAGCAAAAUAAGGCAGAGCUGGCUGAUACCUCGUCUAUUGAAUACACAUCUGUUGCAAAGUGGCCAGUUGACGCUGAUUUAUUCCUUGAACUCGUCGCCAAAAAGACGGGAAAACUUCUCAAGGGUGGCGAACCGGACAUAAUUACAACAGCAAAACGCGUGCUCAACGACUUUCAGCGAGGGAAACUUCCCUAUUUCGUGAAGCCACCUCCGCUUGAAAACGAUGAUAAUGAUACUUCUUCUGCAAAAGUUAAUCAGGAGGAGGCUAUACCGAGGGAUGACUCACUGGAACAGCUUCUUCUCUUCAGUGUCUUGAAAUUCUUGAUUAAGAGCAACUUAAUCGUCAACGUUGCGUCGGGUCUGUCCCUUGCUUAG